This is a messenger RNA of Suillus fuscotomentosus, 1898 nucleotides long. RefSeq lists its product as uncharacterized. The transcript is spliced from 2 exons. Bases 51 to 1664 code for a protein of 537 amino acids. Gene Ontology annotation, cellular component: SCF ubiquitin ligase complex. Gene Ontology annotation, molecular function: protein binding. The record is from RefSeq and is a predicted model, not a curated record. Gene Ontology annotation, biological process: SCF-dependent proteasomal ubiquitin-dependent protein catabolic process. NCBI's taxonomy places the organism in Eukaryota, Fungi, Basidiomycota, Agaricomycetes, Boletales, Suillaceae.
CAGACCUUGGCCGUGGUCAGCAGUGGCGGCAAACUCGUGCAACUUUUAUCAUGCAUGUCUGUCUCUUGCCAGCAGAAAUUCUACUUGAUAUAUUCGCAAUUAUCCAUGAAGAUUAUAACUCAGUAAUCUCUCAUGCCACACUUGCUGCUCUUGCAAGAACCUGUAGGACAUUCAAGGAACCUGCGCUUGAUACGCUUUGGAAACAUAUCGAUGGAUUCGAGCCACUCGUCUUGUGCUUCCCUGAAGGUGUCCAUGAUAGAGAUGUGCUAGGCCUAGGAAAGUUGACGUUCAUUAGACCUCCCUUCGCAAGAGAGUGGAGCAUUUUUUCUCAAUAUGCACACCGUAUCCGCUCCUUGACCUUCGAACCCUCUGAGUCAGAUGUCAUAGACGACCGAAUUGUGCAGGCGCUCAUUUCUGCGCCAUCACUCACACUGUUGCCGAACCUUUGUAGGUUGCAUUGGUUCAAUGACCAAGAAUGCUUCAUUCCACUAUUGCGUUGCCUCCUUGUGCCAACUAUCAGAUCGUUGGAGCUGCGCUCUAGUAGUUCAGGAACCUCCUGGGUACCCUCCUUUGCCAAAUCAGCCUUGUUAACUUCCCUUGGAGCUCGGUGUCCAUCCAUUCGGGAAUUCAAGUGUGUAUACCAAAGUGAUUCCGAAGACAAUUCAGACAUAAUAUCCGACGCCGUAUGUGGUUCGCGGGAGCUUUUCCAUCUUGAGACAGGGGUUCUUAACACACAAGCGCUAUAUCACUUGGCUUCUUUGCCAUCGUUGAAGUCUCUGUACUUCAGGACAUACAAUAUUGAUAGCACACAAACCGAUGGCCCAGAAUUUAUCUCCCAAAUCAAUCUGGUGCAUAUCGCUGCACCGUCGCUUUUUGCUCUUGCUCACUGUCUUAGAAACAUCCGGUUUCUUUGCUGUCGAUCAGUAGCGCUGGACAUCGAUUUAAACCCUUGGGGGGCACCUUAUGAUCCACUGGUCGUUCCAGAAUUCAUCAUCUCAUUUUCAAAGCACUUCUCUCCUGCUCUCGAACACCUCAGUGUCAGCUUCGAGCCCCCCCUCUUCUCCCUGGAAGACGAAGACAUACUCGCUGAUUCUCAUUUUGCACUUGCCUUCGAUGUGAUUGCCCCGCUAUUGUCCUUGAGUCGCUUGACAAAGGUAGACCUCGAUUGGAUCUGCGCUUCGGCCAUUGACGAUGCAUCACUCAAGAGAAUGGCGCAAUCUUGGCCUCUGCUCCAGGAGUUUUACUUUGGAAGUGGGUGUCGUUGGCUUGUCCCACCAUCUCUCACCUUCAUAGGAUUCAUAUACCUUAUACAACAUUGCCCGGCCUUGCGCACCAUUGACAUGACUUUCUGCGCAUGCUCGGUAGAUACCGACAGCGAGCCGUUCACCAAAACCAUUCCCAACGAGAAUAUCACCAACAUUUUUGUGGGGAUGUCUCCGAUUGUUGACCCCGUUGCCGUGGCUUGUCAAUUGCAUACGUUAGUGCCCAACUUGUCCGGCGUGGACCGCUUUGGACCGCUUUUGGACGUGGACCCCACAUCACAAUUUCGAAAUAUUGAUGAGGGUUGGGCUAAAGUUGAUGAGUUUCUGAUGGUGCUCAAUACAGCCGCAAAAAUGAGAAAGAGCGUAGACCAAGCUACUCUUGAGUGCCCUGAUGCACCCUAGCGUUUCGAUUGGGUGGUGACACGGAUACGAAAUGGGACCAUAUAUUCCCAACGUCUAUUAAGCUCGUCUUCACCUUCUUACUACUUUCCUCAUUUUGAUCGUCUAUUUGCACCAUCACAAUUACACUUAAGGUUUCUUUUUGAUAAUCACACUUACCUAUACCUAGCGUACACUGACAUUUCAAUGAGACAAGCCCUCGCUCAUAUUUACCGACUUUCAUUCCCAUAAUCUUGG